Molecule: messenger RNA, 570 nt
Organism: Microthlaspi erraticum
Lineage: Eukaryota; Viridiplantae; Streptophyta; Magnoliopsida; Brassicales; Brassicaceae
Source: the annotation of a GenBank genome assembly
AUGGAUUUCAUCAAGACCAGUUCCCUGCGUGCUCUGAUUGAGUUAACUUUCCAACGCAACUGGAACGGCCUCAUUUGGAUGAGUAGAAAAGGAGUUAUAACCAAAAGAGUGAAGACUGGUCCAGACGGCUCUAUCGAGAACCAGCGCCAACCGCGCAGCCUGGCCGAGAAACGAAUGUUUCCGCGUCGGCCAAAUCAAUCCGUCCGUCUGAAGUCUCGGCCAAAGUUCGACCAUCCGGCCGAUCACGCAUCACGACCCGGGAAAGCAAUGUCCCGCGGUCGGCCAAGCCACGACCACUCAAGGCCAUGCCGCGCACGACCACCCCACGCGAUCCGGGAAGCCACGUCCCGCGUCCGGCCGAGAAAGCAUCGGCCAAUCUUCAUCCGUCCGACCACAGCGGCCGACCACGAAUCCGUCCGGCCACGACCGUUCCGACGCCAUGACCCGAUUGUCCGGCCGAUCGUCCCGACCGACCGUCCAACGCCGCGGUCGACCCGAAGCCCGUUUCACUAUUUUCAAGCCCGGCUUAACCCUAAGCCGCCUCUGAAAGACCUAGCACUAUAUAUAUAG